UCGGCUUUCCUUGAUGCCACUGCAGCAACCGGCAGCUGGGAAGGCGCCCCCGGAGCGGGACGCGCGAGUGGGCGAGGGAGAGACCCCGGCGCCCGCUGGGCUCCGCUGGCAGAGUUUGCAAGCGGCCGAGACCCCAGGUAGCAGCCCUGAGCCCUAAUGCUUGAGCAGAUGGAAGCCCGGCGGCCUCUGUUUCCACCAGGUGGACACACCGAGCGUGGCCCCCAGCUGGGAAAGGGGCCGGAAAAUGGCCCUCAGUGAAAUAAUCUAGCUCCAACAGGCUGGAGGAGCCAAGAAAAGACGUGAGCUGCAGUGCUGGUGACUGACAGAAUCCUCCUGUGACUGUUAUUAUCAAAGUUCUCUGGGAGCCUUCUGACGUGAGGAACAAGAUGUAGGAAAAUGGGACUGACUCCUAGGUGUGGGGUCCCUCUUGUGGCUCAAAGAAGCUCACCUUGACCUCAGGAGGGCUCCGUUCUCUUGGCAUCAGCCAAGCAUCAGCUUCACGGAAAGAGUAAGACUCAGACCUCCGUGGGUUCCAUCCCUAAGGGAGGCCCCCUCCAUCCCCUUCCUGAAACCCCCCACCAGCGACGCCCCAGCGAGCCAGUCCGGAAUGAUCCUGCUAUGGCCAAGCUCUGGUUCAAAUUCCAGCGGUACUUCCGCAGGAAGCCUGUGCGUUUCUUUACCUUCCUGGUGCUCUACCUGAUGGCUGGGAGCCUGGUCUUCCUUCACUCUGGCUUUGUGGGCCAGCCUGCCAUCUCCCAGAGCCAGGCCAGCCCCGCUGUGGGGGUCCAGGCCGAGGGCGCUGAGCUGCCCUUCUUGGGUGACCUGCAUCUGGGCAGAGGCUUCCGGGACGCAGGGGAAGCCUCGAGCAUUGCCCGCAGGUACGGACCCUGGUUCAAGGGCAAGGACGGGAGCGAGAGGGCCAAGCUGGGUGACUACGGUGGAGCCUGGAGCCGAGCCCUCAAGGGAAGGAUCGUCCGGGAGAAGGAGGAGGAGCGAGCCAAGUACAUCGGCUGUUACCUGGAUGACACCCAGAGCCGGGCCCUGCGAGGCGUGUCCUUUUUCGACUACAAAAAGAUGACCAUCUUCCGUUGCCAGGACAACUGUGCAGAACGGGGUUACCUGUAUGCCGGGCUGGAGUUCGGUGCCGAGUGCUACUGCGGCCACAAGAUCCAGGCGACAAACGUGAGCGAGGCGGAGUGUGACAUGGAGUGCAAGGGCGAGCGCGGCGGCGUGUGCGGCGGCGCCAACCGCCUGUCGGUCUACCGGCUGCAGCUGGCCCAGGAGUCUGCGCGCAGGUACGGAAGUGCCGUCUUCCGAGGCUGCUUCCGCAGGCCCGACAACCUCUCCCUGGCCUUACCCGUGACAGCCGCCAUGCUGAACAUGUCCGUGGACAAGUGCGUGGAUCUUUGCACCGAGAAGGAGUACCCACUGGCGGCCCUUGCAGGCACCGCUUGCCACUGCGGGUUCCCCACGACGCGGUUCCCCCUUCACGAGCGGGAGGAUGAGCAGCUCUGUGCCCAGAAGUGCAGCGCGGAGGAGUUCGAGAGCUGCGGGACUCCCCGUUACUUCAUCGUGUACCAGACACAGGUCCAAGACAACCGCUGCAUGGACAGAAGGUUCCUCCCAGCCAAGUCCAAGCAGCUCGUCGCCCUGGCCAGCUUCCCAGGCGCCGGCAACACAUGGGCUCGCCACCUCAUCGAGCUGGCCACCGGCUUCUACACGGGCAGCUACUAUUUUGACGGUUCUCUCUACAACAAAGGGUUCAAAGGCGAGCGGGACCACUGGCGCAGCGGCAGGACCAUCUGCAUCAAGACGCACGAGAGCGGCCAGAAGGAGAUCGAGGCCUUCGACGCCGCCAUCCUGCUCAUCCGUAACCCCUACAAGGCGCUCAUGGCGGAGUUCAAUCGCAAGUAUGGCGGCCACAUCGGCUUCGCUGCGCACGCCCACUGGAAGGGCAAAGAGUGGCCAGAAUUUGUGAGGAACUACGCCCCCUGGUGGGCCACUCACACGCUGGACUGGCUCAAGUUCGGCAAGAAGGUGCUGGUGGUGCACUUUGAGGACCUGAAGCGGGACCUGUUCGUCCAGCUGGGCCGCAUGGUCAGCCUGCUGGGCGUGGCCGUCAGGGAGGACCGGCUGCUGUGCGUGGAGAGCCAGAAGGACGGCAACUUCAAGCGCUCGGGGCUCCGGAAGCUCGAGUACGACCCCUACACGGCAGACAUGCAGAAGGUCAUCUCCGCCUACAUCAAGAUGGUGGACGCGGCGCUCAAGGGGAGGAACCUCACGGGCGUUCCUGAUGACUACUACCCCAGAUGAUGCCCCGGGUGGGGAGGGGGCCCCCGGAGUCCCGACCCAGCAGGGAUCUCAAGACCCCUAGGGACGUCCCCCCACCCCAUCUGUCCUGUCUCUUUGGCUUGGGUACAAUCCCCUUGGCUGCUGUUGGCCUUCAGUGAGUUUCCUGCAUGACAAAGGAGGCUCGAGGGAAGAGACUGGGCGCUCCCCACACUAUUCACAGCCCCCCUUGGAGACGGAGGGGGCCCCUGGUUUGGAGAUGUCUCAGACACAUGGACCCUUUUCUGUCUCCUCUGCCCCCACCCCGACCACUCUGGGCCCCACCUGUGGGAGGGAGGGCCAGUGGUGGCCCUGGGACAUGGGUGUCCCACUGCAGAUAUCAAGGACCUUGACUUAAGAGCUGGCUGAAGGGACUGUAGCAAGAGAAAAUGGCCCCAGAAUCUUCCCUUCUGGGCUGAGCAUUCAUGGCCUCUCCCCCGCCCCCCCUUCUCAGACCCUCCAUCCCCAGAAUCACAGGCACAAACACCCAGGCCGCUUAGGCUUGAAGAAAGGCCUCACACAGCCUGGGUGGGGUGCAGAGGCCAUGAUACUCACAGGACAGUAACUGGCACCACCAUGUGGGGGGUGCUGGUGUCAUGAGCCCACCCCCUGGUCACAGCGCUCCUGAGAAACCAUCGGGGUGGUUGACCACUUCUAGGGCCAGAAUUCUGCCCUUUUCUUCCCCUGCUAUAGCCAGAAGGUGACCUUGGGGUUUUUGAUGUCACUUCUAGAGCUUCUCAGGUGUCAACAGCCCCCCACCAGGACGGCCACAUGCAGAAUGUUAACACCGCUCUCUGUUGCGCCCAACACAUUGAUUGACACUGCCCUCUGACCCCUUCAGUGGGUCCUUUGCUAUCCUAGGUGAGAGAGCAGAGUGCUCCCACUCAGGUGGGGCCAUGACCAAGAGAGACCCCCUACCACCUUCCCAGACCAUUGACCUUCCCUUGGUCAUAGUCCAGUGGGGCUGGCCUCCCUUGGAAGGGGAAUGGUUCAUUUCCUACAGGCACUGCCCCCUUGGUGGUAAGACCUCAAACCAAAGGAUUCUCAAGGACCUGGGUCACUAAUUACCUUAGAAUGCAUCCAGGACCCAUCCGUCCCCCACCUCGGAUACCAGCGGCUUCACAUCCAGCCCACACCUGCGCACCUGUCCCAUCCCCUACCACGUAGAUGCAAAAGCCAUAGGUCACAGAUCUUUGCUAUUCUGUCUGGAGCAGCGCCCCAGUCAGCCCCUCUGAAGGCUCGGGGUGCAGGUAAAAUUGCUUGUUCCCAAAUACCCAAGAGACUAUGGAGAAGGCGCGUGUAGAGAGAUAUAUUUUUGUAAGAGGAAUAGAACUAAUGCGUUCUGCCCCUUGGCCCCUGGCCACGCGAAGAGAAGGGCUUAGGGACUGGGCCUGCGGUUCUCCUCGCUGAUCCACUCAGCAGCGGGAUUUGGGCCAAUGCAGGGCCCAGCCAGGGGGCCCCGAAUGUAUUUUGUACCAUGUUUCUUCCCCCCAAUCCAGGCUAAUUUCUAGUCUUUUGAGAAGCAGUCAAGGGCGUGCCCCCCCAACCCGAUGAGAGAUCAGCGCUCUCUGGGGCGACCCUUGGUCCAAGAGCUGGGCCAGCUCUGCCAGUGGCCACCUUAGGCCACAAGCCUCUGUCUGAAGAUUCCUCAGGUCAACACCAUCAUUAAAAGCGAGUUUUGUUGAUUAUUCUA
Hyaena hyaena (striped hyena) is the source of this 4021-nucleotide messenger RNA. It is a transcript of the gene WSCD2, whose product is annotated as WSC domain containing 2. The record is from RefSeq and is a predicted model, not a curated record. The transcript is spliced from 9 exons. The coding region runs from base 619 to 2313 and encodes 564 amino acids. NCBI's taxonomy places the organism in Eukaryota, Metazoa, Chordata, Mammalia, Carnivora, Hyaenidae.